GUUAGCUUUAGUUAGGGUCCUAGACUUUGACACAAAGCAUCAAGAUGUCGUCCAAGUUCCUUCUACUUUGUCUUUUUGGAUUGCUUGCUUUAGCGUUGGCUGUUCCUGAUGCCGUUGAAGAAAAGGCAUCGGAUGAUACCGCYGACGAACAAGAACCUGCUGACAUUCCUCAGUCCUCUGAUGAACAAACCGAGGAUGAACCCGAAGAAUCGGACGCUGCGGAUGAAAAAGAAGAUCAGCCGGAGCCGAAGGAGUUAGCUGAGACUGACAACCAAGACGAGAAUGCCAACGACCCAGCUCGUAGGUMCCUGCGUCGUAGAUGGUUGAUAUUCUGCACCUACUGGCUCAGAUACAAACAUUGUCGCCACUUCUGCGUCAUCCACGUUUCGUUCUGGGGGAGAAGAUUCAUCAGAAGAAGACGUUGCCAUCGAUUGUGCUGUGACCGUUUGCGAAGAAUCCGGUACGUGUGUGCGAUUUGCUAUAGAUAUUGCUACCGCUACGGGCGCUUUUGGAAAAGAUGCUACACUAGAUGUAUCCRCCGUCGUCGUGGCUAGACCGGCUCUUGGAAUGGCAAGUGGAAACGAACAACAAACUCGUUUUUAAGACAAAAUUUGACCUCAUAAAURAAUGAUAACUGCUACUGAGCAACUCCUCUUGUAAAACCGCUAUGGUCUUAAUUAAAAUAAAAGCAUUUUAAAAAAGAAA
Molecule: messenger RNA, 705 nt
Organism: Exaiptasia diaphana
Lineage: Eukaryota; Metazoa; Cnidaria; Anthozoa; Actiniaria; Aiptasiidae
Exons: 3
Coding region: 45-554 (169 amino acids)
Source: RefSeq, a predicted model, not a curated record